Kockovaella imperatae is the source of this 738-nucleotide messenger RNA. RefSeq names its product putative eukaryotic translation initiation factor 6. The record is from RefSeq and is a predicted model, not a curated record. Gene Ontology annotation, cellular component: cytosol; nucleolus; preribosome, large subunit precursor. The transcript is spliced from 5 exons. Lineage: Eukaryota; Fungi; Basidiomycota; Tremellomycetes; Tremellales; Cuniculitremaceae. Gene Ontology annotation, biological process: cytosolic ribosome assembly; maturation of LSU-rRNA; maturation of 5.8S rRNA. Gene Ontology annotation, molecular function: ribosomal large subunit binding. Bases 1 to 738 code for a protein of 245 amino acids.
AUGGCGACCCGUACUCAAUUCGAGAACUCUUCGGACAUUGGCGUCUUCGCCAAGUUGACCAAUGCGUACUGCCUUACCGGUCUCAGCUCCUCAUCCAACUUUCACUCUGUAUUCGAAGCAGAACUAGCCGAUGUCAUACCCAUCAUCCACACCACCAUCGCUGGUACUCGUAUAGUCGGCCGAUUGACCGCUGGAAACCGACAUGGACUCCUCGUUCCAUCCACGACGACAGAUCAAGAAUUGCAACAUCUUCGAAACGCUCUUCCUCCGGCCGUUGCGAUUCAACGAGUCGAAGAGAGGUUGAGUGCUUUGGGCAAUGUCAUUGUCUGCAACGAUUAUGUCGCGCUUGUCCACCCGGAUAUAGAUAGAGAGACCGAGGAGAUUAUCGCGGAUACUUUGAAGGUUGAGGUGUUCAGACAGACCGUGGCGAACAAUGUAUUGGUAGGCAGUUAUUGUGCAUUGUCAAAUCAGGGCGGUCUAGUACAUCCCAAAACGCCUCGUGCAGAGCUUGAUGAACUCUCUUCCCUACUUCAAGUGCCGUUAGUAGCAGGUACAGUCAAUCGAGGAUCAGAAGUCAUCGGCGCAGGCGUGGUCGUCAACGAUUGGUGUGCUUUCGCCGGACUAGAUACCACUGCCACGGAAAUCUCAGUGAUCGAAGCGACUUUCAGAUUACAAGGUCAAACGUCGGCUGCUGUGAUCAACGAAAUGAGAGAUUCUCUCAUCGACCACUAUGCUUAG